CAGCAGGAAGAAGCUUCUCAAUAUUGAAUUGUUGAAGUCUUAUAUGCGCUCUACAAUGACAUAAGAGAGGUUUAACGAGUUAGCUAGAUUAGCAAUUGAGAAUAACUAUUUGGAUGAUGCAAAGAUAAAAGAGCUAAUAGAAGAUUUUUAUUUCAAAUAAGACUAGAUGGUUGUUACUUUUUAAACAAUGAUAGAUGAAUUUAUUCAUUUUGUUAUCACUUUCUGAACUUAAGUAUUUUUAUUAAGAUUUACUAAUUUUUAGUUUUAAUACAUUUAAGAGGAAAAUUUUUAGGGCCACAAUUUAAACUUUCGGGCAAAGACUUCGAAUAUCAUGGACCAACCCUGAUUAGGUGUGCAAGGUCUCACGCAACAAUGGAGAUAGUUAACAAGGAUUCUUACUCUGUAGUGUUGGUAACAAAUGCUCAAUAGUGUUUCAGAUUGCAUAAUCGUUUUCAGGUGGAGUUUGUUGUUUUGCGUGAUGCUCUCUAGUGGUGUCAUUCACUUGGUUUGUCUGGGGAGGAAUUUUACAGUGUUACAUAGCAUUGGUGCUAUAGGUUUUUACUUUUAUGGUACAACAUGAAAUUGUGCAUUUAACGUUAUGGUACAACUUUAUAUUAUACCUAUACUUUUUGUAAAAAUUCUUUUAUGGUACAACUUGAACUUGUACAUUUAUGUGAUGGUACAACUUCAGGUUGUAAAAUUAUACCAUAACAUAACGGUACAAAUUCCUUUAUGGUACAACCUAAAUUUAUACAUUUAUUGUUAUGGUACUACUUUAAAUUGUACAUUAAAUCACUAUAUAGCAUAGUGAUAUGGUUUAGGAGCAAAUACUAAGCACCAAUACUAAAUUUGCUACUAGUGCAUAAGGUUGACUUUUUUGUGAUUAUUAUUGGUACAUUGGUUAAAUAAACAAUACUAGUUUUUAUGGCUCGCGCGUUGCGCCGGGACUUGUGGUAUAUGUAGAUUACACAAUUACUACAUUAUGAGUACCAUGAUGUGUUCAUAUUUUUCAUAUUGCUAAUAGUCCAUACAAAGUAUUGUUAUAGUUAGUGUUCCGCUACGGAAUUGGAGGAUAUUUUUUUUUAAUAGUGAGUAUACUUUUUAUUAAUGGACAUCAUAAUAAAAUUUUAUUAUCAACAUAGAUAAUUCAUAUGUUUGAUAAUAAUGGGAAAUUGAAAUACCAAAUAUUGGAUAAUAUAGAUAUGAUUUAUAGUGAAAGGAUUGUCCUGAUGAAGUCUUGGGGCCACAAAUCGUUGAGUGGAAUGUAAGCAUAUAGAUUCUAUGAAUAACAUAUCCCAGGCUCCUAUCAUUAAAGGUGAAGAUUACAUGAAAAGUAAGAGGCCUUGUUAAUUUGGCAUUAAUUAACCAUCGACACAUUCCAACUUCCAGAUAAAUCAAGGGUCAUUUAUAAAUUAAGGGAAGAAUCUUGGGUUAAUUGCAAGGUUGGUCACUAGGAUUACAAAAAACGUUCAUGUUUAGUCAUUACAAAUAUUUAAUUUCAUUCGUGGUCACUAUAAUUAAUUAACCGUCCAAGUUUGGUCACUCUCUGUUACCUUCCGUUAGUUUUCGUUAAUGUCGUCAGUUUUUUGCUGACGUGGCUAACAGAAGUGCCUAAUCAGCUAAUUUAAAGAAGAAAAAAACAAAAAACCACCUACCACGUCAUUUUAGUUAAUCAAACAUAAGUUACCCAACCCAAUCCAACCCAACCCUUGACCUGACCCUUCCUCUUCUUUCUCUAAUUGACCCAGCUGGAAUAAAUCCCUAAUCGGCAGAUUCCCAAACCACAAAUCAGAUUUCCACGCGACGCCACCUCUCCGACGGUGGCUUCUUCUUCUUCCUUGCCUUGAACGACCUCUGUCCCACCAGACCCACUCCAUUUCUUCUCCACCUUCUGGUGUCGCUGAAUGAAAUCGACGGAAGGAGCUACAACCAGCGGAGGUAACAAGGGAUGGCAGAGCGAGAGUUGCGUUGUUGUUUCCUCUACCCCCGUGGUGAUUCAAAAAUUGGAUUUUGCACGAGAAAGGGGAUGGAGGGACUGCGGUUGCUCUGUUCUAGGAAGGGGAGGAAGGUUAAUUGCAGUAGGAGACGGCGGCCAUGAGUUCGGCGAAAUGGAUCUGAGUUCGUGCUUCGCAAACGCGCCGCGGCUGGAGAGGAUUAUAGCGUGGAAGUCGAAUUUGGAGCAUAUUUUGGUGACCAUGUGGAGAUGGGAAUCGUCUUCGGAGUCGGCGUGGAGCUAGACGAGGUGAGGAUUUGAGUUGGGUCCAUUUCUGCUAUCCAUCCGUCUCUUUCUCUUUUUGCUUUCCCACACGUUUCUUGUCUCUCUGUGGAUGUGACUGUCCGACGAAGAUGGCGAGGAAUUCAUAAUUAGUUCCCCUUCUCCCUCCCCCCUCUCCAUUAUUCAUCUCUUCCUCUUCUCCACAGUUUCAGUGUUGUGGGGUUUUUUUUUCUUUGGUUCCUCUCAAAUAAUGACGGUGUAUCAGUCGAAUCGACUCCGUAAGGACGGAGCCUUGAUGGGUCUUGAUGUGGGUGUUGGAGGGCAAGUCCUAGAUCUGGAAACCGCCGUCAAAGACGGCAUUCUCGGAGGCGGCGGAGGAAUCGGAGUCGGCGGCGGUUGUGGGUUAAUUAGCACGGCCACGACAGAGAAAUUAGAUCUGAAGAAAAUGAUUGAAGAGCUGGAAGGGUCAAUAGUGGGGUUGGGCGGGUUCGGUUAUCUGAUGUGACUGCUUACUGACGUGGAGCCGUGGAGGUUUGUUUUUUAUUUUUUAUUUGUUAAAAUUGGGUGACUAGGCAUUUCCGUUAGCCACAUAAGCAAAAAUCUGACGGAGACUAACGGAAGGUAACGGAGAGUGACCAAACUUGGAUUGUUUGAUUAAUUAUAGUGAUCACGAAUAGAAUUAAAUAUUUGUA
Messenger RNA from Linum trigynum, 2907 nucleotides. NCBI's taxonomy places the organism in Eukaryota, Viridiplantae, Streptophyta, Magnoliopsida, Malpighiales, Linaceae. The record is from the annotation of a GenBank genome assembly.